AUGGCCUCCUCCCUCCCCACCGAGCUCGGCAGCACCAUCCAGGCCGGCCACAUCAGAAGGCAUCCCGACCCGCGACAGGACGUUGCGCCGUCCACUGCCGCAGACAGGCGCCACCUGGUCGACCUCCACAGCGCUCGCCGCAGCGACAUUGACGUCUCCGAAGACGAAGACGACAUCCCGUACAGCGUGCUGCGGCCCCCCAAGAAGCACUACCACCUCCCUCCGCUGCCGGACCUGCGCUUCGAGCAGAGCUAUCUCCACAGCAUCGCCUCAGCAGAUACCUGGUGGAAAGUAUUGCUCAUUACCGUUAGGGACCAGGUAUUGAUGCCCUUGGCCCAGGGCGUUCUGCUGAACUUGGCACUGGUUGGGUGGCACCAUUGGAACAAGAACGCCAGAUUACAUGGCGAUUCAGUAGGCGUCCGCCUGAGGAGGUGGUGGUAUGGCGUGAACAAUUGGAAGCUGCCCAACAACCCUAAUGCCAAGAGACGUAUGUAA
This is a messenger RNA of Trichoderma reesei QM6a, 495 nucleotides long. RefSeq lists its product as uncharacterized. Gene Ontology annotation, biological process: mitophagy. Bases 1 to 495 code for a protein of 164 amino acids. Gene Ontology annotation, molecular function: mitochondrion autophagosome adaptor activity. The record is from RefSeq and is a predicted model, not a curated record. Lineage: Eukaryota; Fungi; Ascomycota; Sordariomycetes; Hypocreales; Hypocreaceae. The transcript has 2 exons.